AUGGAUAAAGUAUUGAGACCGGAUAGACUUGAACUGGACCUAGCUACAUCAACUCAAGGAGGAAACGCAAACAAAUUCAUACAUUGGAGCACUACGAUGGACAACUUCAUCGAGACACUGAAAGACACCGUAACUAGUGACGAAGCUAAAUACAAGGUUUUAAUAAACUUUAUUAGCCCCGAUAUCUUCCUGCACAUAUCGGGGCUAACUAAAUACACUGAAGCCAGCGCCCUCUUACAGGCUCUAUUCGUAAAGACGAAAAACCCAAAUUAUGCUCGUCACUGCCUGGCCAUGAGAACCCAGAAGGAAAGAGAAUCCAUCGAAUUAUACUUGUUGGCACUAGAAAAACUAGCUAAAGAGUGUGACUUCAAGGAUGUAACUGCUGCAGCGCACCAAGAGGAAUGUAUCAGAACGGCAUUCAUAUCAGGAUUGAGCUCACAUCAGAUCCGUCAACGGCUACUUGAGGAUACUAAACCCUUAUCUGACACAACUAAGGCAGCUACCACACUUGAGCAAGCCCUCAGGGAGAGUAAGCACUACAAUCACCGGGCUUCUGACGAAGGUCACUUAGCGGCAACCGAUUCAUGCUCUGUUGGUCAAGAGUCUAUCUCUCAUGUUGCAGCUGUGCAGGGCCGUGCCCAAUUCCAAUCACAAAAUUUAAUGACAAAGGACUGUUUUGUCGCUGCAAAAGUAGUAACAUGGUUCAUGAAUCCAUUGCUUGCCAGGUAUGUGACGACAACUUCAGGCAUGGUCGUGGUUUAA
This is a messenger RNA of Bolinopsis microptera, 762 nucleotides long. RefSeq lists its product as uncharacterized. The coding region runs from base 1 to 762 and encodes 253 amino acids. Lineage: Eukaryota; Metazoa; Ctenophora; Tentaculata; Lobata; Bolinopsidae. The transcript has a single exon. The record is from RefSeq and is a predicted model, not a curated record.